AUGGAAAAAUCCAAAAAUUUCCGCAUCGACGCCCUGCUGGCGGUGGAUCCCCCACGAGCCGCCUCCACUCAAAGCGCGCCGCUGGCCUUGGUCACUUCGCUCGCGGCCACAUCAUCUGGCCCCAGUCGAGGCGGCAGCGCUGGCGGGGGCACCAGUAGCGGGGCGAGUCGCAGCUGCAGCCCUGUGUCCUCGGAGGCCACCACAACGCCCGGCGACCGGCUGCGGGCUGAGAGUCCGUCGCCCCCGCGCUUGCUGGCUGCGCACUGCGCUCUGCUGCCCAAGCCCGGAUUCCUGGGUGCCGGAGGAGGCGGCGGCACGGCGGGUGGGCCGGGCACUCCGGUGCACGACGCUCUUCCGAUCUCGACUUGCUGCUCGGGGGGCGCGCAGGGCGGCGCAGGCCUCCCCGCACAGGCGGCUCUCUACGGUCACCCGGUCUACGGUUACUCGGCGGCAGCGGCGGCAGCCGCACUGGCGGGCCAGCACCCUGCGCUUUCCUACUCCUAUCCUCAGAUGCAAGGCGCGCACCCCGCGCACCCUGCCGACCCCAUCAAGCUGGGUGCCGGCACCUUUCAGCUGGACCAGUGGCUGCGCGCGUCCACCGCGGGCAUGAUCCUGCCCAAGAUGCCAGACUUCAGCUCCCAGGCGCAGUCAAACCUCUUGGGGAAGUGCCGAAGGCCUCGCACUGCCUUCACCAGCCAGCAGCUGUUGGAACUGGAACACCAGUUCAAGCUCAACAAGUACCUGUCCAGGCCCAAGCGUUUUGAGGUGGCCACCUCGCUCAUGCUCACCGAGACCCAGGUGAAGAUUUGGUUCCAGAACCGCCGAAUGAAAUGGAAACGCAGCAAAAAAGCCAAAGAGCAGGCUGCGCAGGAGGCGGAGAAACAGAAGGGUGGCGGCGGAGGCACCGUCAAAGGCUGCGCUGAGGAGAAGGCCGAGGAAGAGCUGCUGGGGCCGCCGGUACCUGGGGACAAGGGCAGCAGCCGUCGCCUGCGGGACUUGCGAGACAGUGACCCGGAUGAGGAUGAGGAUGAUGAAGAAGACGACCACUUCCCCUACAGCAAUGGCUCCGGUGCCCACGCCGCCUCGUCUGAGUGUUCAUCCGAAGACGACUCUCCUCCACCAAGGCCGGGUGGGCCCGGGCACCAUCCUCCGCCUCAGUAG
Molecule: messenger RNA, 1161 nt
Organism: Myodes glareolus (Bank vole)
Lineage: Eukaryota; Metazoa; Chordata; Mammalia; Rodentia; Cricetidae
Source: RefSeq, a predicted model, not a curated record